UCCCUGAAGAAAUGGAAGUUGUGUUCAUAUACAGUAAACACAAGUCCAAGUUAAAGACAAAAGAAAAACAAUAUAUAUAUUCUGGCUUUUGAAGUCAUGCCUUACACAAAGGAACCAAAAGUACAAACACAUUUAUUGCUUUACUUUACUAGGGCUUUACUUUUUUUUUUUUUUUUUUUACAUCAGACACUUCAUUCAAGACAUAAAUCUUGCAAUCAUUGGGAAAACACUUCUUUUUCAAACUGUAAAACACACCUGAAUUUGGCACCACCCACAUACAGACCUGAAAACACUUAUGAAGAAAUUGAACACCACUCAGUCUGAGCCUUAGCGCUACAUAUAGACCUCAGGUAAGCUUCUGUGAGAACUUUGCGAACAUGGAAGCAAUGAGAGGAAGAGGAAGACAAUAGAAGGAAACAUAUUUCAGAUGACAUUAGGGCCAGUUUGGUGGAUCAUGUCAUAAAUCAUGGCCUGACAAUGAGGGAGGCUGGGCAGAGGGUACAGCCCAACCUCAGUCGCUACACGGUAGCAGCUGUGCAGGUUUCCAUUUGAGAGGAGAAGUGUUAGUGUGACAAAUGUAAUGACAUAAUUAUCUGUUUUCUGAAUAUUUUCUAUUUUUAUGUCGUGUGAUGCCUGUAUAACAAAAUUUAAAAAAGAUAUACAAAUUUGUAAAGACAGCAGUGGGUCCUGUUCAUCAGUGUGUUGUUGCUGCUUUGAAGAGUACUUCAAAUGGUGCAUGUGUGUAUCAUAUUGUGAAAGAGGAUUGUCAGGUUUUUAUUGCAGUUUCAUUUUGACAUAGAAUAGAAUCUAUGAAUUCUUGAAAUAGAAUUUAUUAACUCAAAACCUACAGUUUUCAAUUUAUAAUGCCACAUGGAUAAUGAGAUAUGAAAUAUAUUCUAUUGCUAAACUCAUCAUCUUAUAGAAAGCGAUUUCCCUAUUUCAUUUUCCUCAAGAAUUAAACGUCCACGUAAGACACCUGUUUUCAGUCUCCACCACACAAGGUGUUUUUGAGUGGAAAGAUAAAAGAACAAAUAAUAAGAAUGAACUUGUACAUUGUUAUUAUUAUUACUUAUUAUUGUCUUUGGUUUGAUGUUUAUAUAUAUAUAUAUGAUACUCUUCACGACAAACACUUUCACUGUUGGGGAGAUUAACUUACUAUUAAGUCUGAGAUUUACACGAAAACACAAAGAAUUGAUUCAAAUCUUGUAAUUUGUCUUUCUUCAGAAUUAUCACAGAUUUAUUGAACAUAAAUUCCCGUAUACCUGUCCAAAAGUUACCUGAACAGAUUGUGGGUCACGCUGCCGCUCAGUGGUUUGAUUGGGUACUGCCUGAUGACGCUCCCACACUGCGCUAGUUACGUACAGCGCCGUUGCUGGUUAUGCAGCUCUCCGUGGCGACGUAAACACGUGCACUUCGCUGCUUCCAGGUUACAGUUUUUUCAUUCCACCGUCAUCCUCGCGCUCCAGCAUCACUCCCUGACAACAGCAGCGAUGGCGGAGCCCGUAGCAUCGGAUGCGGCAGCAGCGGCAGCAUCCCCGAGCCCGGGCCUCUCUCCCGCAGCCAGCCCGGGCUCAGAGCCUCCAUCCAUGGCUCUCUCUCCUACAGCGGAUGGCUCCCAGCGGCUACUUUUCUCUCACGACCUGGUCUCCGGGCGGUAUCGAGGCUCAGUUCGGUUUGGCCUCGUACGGAUGAUCCAUGGCGAGGAGGAUUUUAACUCAGACUCGGACCUCGACGAUGGCGGAGGGAGACGCGGCGGCGGUGGUGGAGGAGGAGGUGGAGGAGGAGGAGGCGGCGGUGGUGGACGAAACCCGUGCGGUUCGGACACUGAGAGCGCUGUGGACACCCCGAGUCGGCCUCUCGGUAGGGGAUUUGUCCGCGUCCAGUGGUACCCUGAAGGAGGAAAGCAGGACAUCAGGGAGACAAAGCUGAAACUUGAAGAUCGAUCUAUUGUCAUCAGAGACAUUGUGCGACGGAACAAUUCAAAUGACAACCAGUGCGGUAUUGUGACCAACAUUGACAUCGAGUGUGCAGUGAAACUCGUGGGAACAAACUGUGUUUUGUAUCCAGUUAACAGCAAAGACCUGCAGCACAUCUGGUCUUUUAUGUACGGCGACUACAUUGCCUAUGACUUCUGGCUGGGGAAAGUGUACGACCUGACUAAUCACAUCAUCCUCAAGCUCUCCAAUGGAGCCAGGUGCUCCAUGAGUGUGGAAGACGGUGCCAAGCUUUACGACGUCUGUCCACAUGUCAGUGAUUCGGGUCUGUUCUUCGACGAGGCGUAUGGUUUCUACCCAGGGCAGGUCCUGAUCGGUCCGGCCAAAGUCUUCUCUAAUGUACAGUGGCUGUCAGGGGUCAAACCUGUCCUCAGCAGGAAGUGCAAGUUCAGGGUUGUGGUAGAAGAGGUAAAGGUGGUUGAACUGAAAGUGACAUGGAUCACCAAGAGCUACUCCCCAAAAGGCUCCGAUAGCGUCUAUCCACCUUCCUCCACCAUCACACAGGAGAAUCUCUGCCGGGUGAGACGUCUGGGCUACUACGACCACACCCAGAGGCAGCUGGGAGAGAGAGCCCUCUACGUCUUUCCUGCAAAGGGAGAUGCCACACGCAUCACCUGUGAAGGACCCGAGGGUGCAGCUGUCCUACCAGAAGACCCUGUGGCCAGAAAGCUGAAAAGGAUGUUCAGAAAGGAUCUGGGGAAGAAGACGGAGAACGCCGACACACAAGGUGAACACAAAUCAGAGCAGACAGACUCAUCUCACUCCAACAACAACGGCCCUGUGGUGCCCAUCCAGAACCCCCCAGACUCCCAGAGCACCGACGACGCCUUGACUGAACAUGGGGAGCAGGACGCUGACGACGAAGCUGCAGAAGACACUGAUGACACCAGCUCUCUGACGUCAUCGGCAAGCUCCACAGCUUCCUCUCAGAGCGGUGGUCUGGGAACAAACCGUAAGAAGAGCAUCCCGCUCUCCAUCCGCAACCUGAAGAGGAAGCACAAGAAGAAGAGGACCAAGUUCUCCCGCGAGUUCAAGCCCGGAGACCGAGUGGCGGUGGAAGUUGUAUCCACAAAGACCACGGCUGAUGUAAUGUGGAAGGACGGGCGGGUGGAGAAGGGGAUCCGAUCAAACGACCUCAUCCCCAUCCAGCACCUCGACAGCCACGAAUUUUGUCCCGGGGACUUUGUAGUAGACAAACGACCCCAAGCCCUCCAGGACCCAGGGGUGUACGGUGUCAUCCAGUCUGGUGAUCACAAGGGCAGAACAUGUGUCGUCAAGUGGAUCAAACUCAACUCCUCAAGUGAUGACGUGGAGGUUAUCGGUAUGGAGGAGGAUGUCAGCGUCUACGACAUUGCAGAUCACCCAGAUUUUCACUUCCGCACCACUGACAUCGUCAUCAGGAUAUGGAACUCAGAGAACGGACAGAACGACUGCGAAAAUGAGACUUCAGUAGGACAGGUGUCCAGGGUGGAUGUGAGCAGCAAAGUAGAGGUGGUGUGGGCAGACAACUCUAUGACCAUCGUCCUGCCACAGCACCUCUACAACGUGGAAUCUGAGAUCGAGGAGACGGACUACGACUCCGUGGAGGAGACCAGCAGCGUCCUGUCCACCGAGGAGUGGGAGGAUGAGAGCGACAGCUGGGAGACGGAUAACGGCCUCACCACUGAGGACGAUAGCCACGUCAACAAUGCGGAUGUCAACGACACUGCGACCCCGACCCCCACACCCACUGGCUCCACGACCUUCAUCAUCCCCCCACAGGAGGGGAUUAAAGCCGGGGUCACCAGCCCCACUAAAGGAGUCCCUGGAGAGGAGGGAGAAGCAUCUGUGGCUGUAGCCAGUCCUGCCUCUGGAGGAGGAACCACUCCAGGAGGCGCAGUCAACGGAGCGGAGAAGACCAGUAAAGAUGGUGCCUCUCGGGGCUUCAGGGAGUUGAAGGAGGCCUUGAAGAUCCUGGAGAGCCUGAAGAACAUGACUGUGGAGCAGCUGUGGACUGGCGGCUCUCCAACCUCUCCAACCUCUGCUGAACCAGCUUCCACGACUAAUGUAGCGAGUUCAGUGACGCCCACAGCCCCUGAGAAACCCACCAAGGAGAAACGCUUCCUGGAUGACAUCAAGAAGCUGCAGGAGAACCUGAGAAAGACGCUGGAUAACGUGGCCAUCGUGGAGGAGGAGAAGAUGGAGGCUGUGGUGGAGGCAGGAGGGAGUGGAGGAGCAGGGACAGAGGCGGAGAGAGCUGGAGAGGAAAAGCCCCAACAGGAGCCCCAGACACCAGUUGGUGGACAAGAGUGGCCCAGUGAGUUUCUCAGUGACACACCAGUACUGUGCCAACAGAGUGGUGGCAAGCCUGGCGUCACCUUCACCAGUGCCAAGGGAGAGGUGUUCUCCGUGCUGGAGUGGGCACCAGACACGCACUCAUUCAAGAAAAUGGAGUUUCAGCCGGCAGAGGCAAAGAAGUUCUUCAGCACAGUGAGGAAGGAAAUGGCUCUUCUAGCAACGUCACUGCCAGACGGCAUCAUGGUCAAAACAUUUGAAGAUCGCAUGGACCUGUUCUCCGCUCUGAUCAAAGGGCCGACUCGUACGCCCUAUGAGGACGGUCUGUUCCUGUUUGACAUCCAGCUACCCAACAUCUACCCAGCUGUACCGCCGCUGUUUCGCUACCUGUCUCAGUGCAGCGGCCGCCUCAAUCCCAACCUCUAUGACAACGGCAAAGUCUGCGUCAGUCUACUGGGCACCUGGAUUGGCAAAGGCACUGAGAGGUGGACCAGCAAGUCCAGUCUUCUGCAAGUCCUCAUCUCCAUACAAGGCCUUAUCCUCGUCAAUGAGCCUUACUAUAACGAGGCUGGUUUCGACAGUGACCGAGGCCUUCAGGAAGGAUACGAGAACAGCCGCUGUUACAAUGAGAUGGCCUUGAUCAAGAUGGUCCAGUCUAUGACACAGCUUCUGCAGAAUCCUGUGGAGGUCUUCAAACAGGAGAUCCAGGAGCACUUUGUCUCUAAUGGCUGGCGGCUCGUCCACCGUCUGGAGGCGUGGCUUGAGCUGCACGACGCUGCAGAGAGGGGCCAGGCAGCACACAUGUCCUGCAGGGCUUCGCACUCAAAAGACCGACCUUCAUCAGCAGAGCCUCUGGAUGAGCAGCUGCCCCUGGGAGCAGGCCCCGUGGUGGUGGCCCACAGUAGCCCCAGUAAGCCUGGGGAGGAGGGGGUUGCAGGAGCAGGAGUUACCAGUAUUAUGGAGGAGGAGCUGGAGGAUUCAGGGCUGAGUCCCUCCACUACAGCGGCCUCUCAGCAGGAGCUGAGCCAGAACUCAGACUGUGACAGCAGCCAGGGGAACACCUCUCUGGGUGGGGAAAACAGGCCUGGUUCAACAGUCCCUGGCUCUGUAGUCCGCGGCGGGACGUCAGAAUCAGGUUCUGCCUCGGUUAGCGGAGGAGGGGUGGCCUCCGCGGGAAACCAGCCAGUGGUGCGACCAAAGAAACGGAGAAAGAGCUACCGGAGUUUCCUCCCAGAGGGCAGCGGCUACCCAGACAUCGGCUUUCCGCUCUUCCCGCUCUCCAAGGGUUUUGUGAAGAGCGUCCGAGGUGUGCUGUUGCAGUACCGAGCUGCACUGGCCACCGCUCGCAUGCCUGAGCAUACAGAGGACAAGUAAGUGCCUCCUCACCGUUCCCCGACACUCCUCUGCACUGCUUCCUGCUCUCUUCCUCCGUCUCUUCUACCUUUUCAUCUGCCUCAAGCUGUAGAGGAGGAUCCAUUACUUGUCUUGGGGAGGGGGCUACAAUUUUCAAUCUUCUGUACUACUGUUCAGAGCUGCACUGUGCCCCCAGCACUGCCCACAUUUUUGUCCUUUACCUCCAUCUCUAAGUCUGUACUGCUACUGCUGCCCCAAACUCCACAAUGUUCUGCCUUUUUUUUUUUCCCAUAAUCCCUCUCGAUCAAGCCGCUACUGCAGGAGAACUGCAUCUUUGAUCAGGACAGUGAGCGAGUUCUGAUUUAGAUGCAACUUGAUAAUGUCUUUGUUUUCCUUCAGUGUCCCUGCAGAUGAGUGUGAUGGAUAAAGAGGGGUGGAGCUCACAUGCGAUCGCCCAAUUACACAAAUGUAGGGGAGCGACCCCGUCACAGAGAAACCCUCAUCUUUUCAUGGACACAGGUAAAAACACGGAGCUUUUACUGGAGGCAAAGAUUCUUUCUCAGCCUCGAAGACAUGGACGUUGACUUCAGUGGCAGUGGUGUGGAUGCAAAAAGGACUAAAUGAGAUGAAAAAUCAGUGCCAUGAACCCUCUUCCCAUCCCCCUCAUCCACCUAGCCUCCAGCAAGCAUCCACCAUAUAGGUGGGGACUUGCUGGAUAACCACUCUGCCAUGUCAAUCAGCUGGAAAAAUGUAAAGCAGACUGGCGAUUGGCUGGGUUCCACUGAAAAACUGCAAAUCCCAGCUCUCCUGGCUGUUGGGCUAACUGCGGCUAUCUGUAGCACUACUGAUAUUAUCGCUGUAUCAUCCUGCACUACAACAAACGAAUGGACAAUCUGGUCUGGGAGAGGUGACGUAUAAAUACACUGACCAGGAGGAUUCUUUUUUAAGUAGAAGUCACUGGUUGUACGCUUUCUGCCAAAUUUCUCUCUAUUCACAAACGCACUCUCAAACACACACGCACACACACACACAUACACCCACAAAUAUUCAAGUAGAACGUACUGAAUGUCAGUAAAACUGCCAACCACAACAGCUUCACCACUUUGUCCACUAUACUUGCUGGUAUUUUCCUUCGCCAAUCACUCGCACUGAACCACGCAGCGAACAUCGAGUGACAAAGUUUACAUACGAAUCACCUCUGGAGGUCAGACUGCUGUAGCUGUUUGGUGUGUAGAGAAGCCAGCCAGGCACAGGACGACAGAUAGGUGGCUGUAUGCGAAGGAGUUUGUGCUCUAGUCAAAGCUUAACACAGCUGCCGCCUCUACAUACAAAUGUUCCAUUCACUUUCUGUAGAAUUUAGCAAAGGUGAUCACUAGAAAUGGAACUCGUGUUUCGAUGUGUUUAAGGUUGUUACACUCACAGAGGCAGGACUGUCUCAGAGUGGAGCUUUACCCAUGAUGUUCCACUUUUCUGUGACAGAGGUGAACCCACAUCACUGCAAAUGACACAAGUUAAAGAAUAAAUAGAGGAAAAAAAAAACAUACAGCAUCCAUUCCGUCAUCUCAUGUCAACAUGUUGCCUUACUUGAAUUGUUCUUAAUGAUCUCAGACCAUUGUGUUCAGAGCUGCUUGUGUCAUGCUUUAGACAUUAACCUACACAGACCUAGACACAAACUUAAAACCACUAAAACCCUGUUUGAGUGUUUUCCUCCUUUAAAAGUGCAGAUUUCUGAUAAGCUUCCCCCUUUUAUCAGUUCUUAAACAUUAGUCUGUUACUCUGCGGCCAUUGCUGUAUUCUAAGUUUCCUCUCCAAAUUGCAUGUGCAGAGUUUAAUGACAUCAGAAUACAAACUGCAGUAAGUGUGAUGCUGAAGGUUUGUUGAUAUUAUAAUGAAUCUGCUUGAUUAUUAUUUUCUGUUAUUCCAUGUUCUGUUAUUCCUGACUUGAGCGUCUUAUCCCACGAAGGUGACCGCGGGACCCCACUGACGAGAGGAAAUUACACAAAUUACAGCACGCAGGCAAAACUUUAGCCAAUCUGACUGUUGUCUGUGAUAUUCUUUUCUCUCUAUAUAUAUUGCAUACAUCACAUCUGGAUGAAAAAAUAAGGGUUUUAUUUAAGUUAACACAAAACUCUUGCUUUGCCACAGAUUGUGCUGUAAUUUACUGUGAAACAAGUGAAACUCACCUUUGGGUCUAUUCGUGCUUCCUGGGGAAACCAGAACAGUCUUUGUUUACAUCUAUUUAAAUAACUGCAUCCCACCUCUAACAUAAUGUUCUUUUUUUCCUUUCAGGAAAUUAUGAUUCUUAUUGUGAUUAUUAUUAUUAUUAUUAUUAUUAUUAUUAUUAUUAUUAUUAUUAUUAUUAUUAUUAUGAUACAGGUCAGACAAACCCCUUGUGCUUGCUAUAAUCUGUGAAGUAAGGGAGCCUUGGCUGUCUGGUAUUUUACUUGAACAAAGAACCUUGAUGCUGAAGAGUGUUUCUGAAUGAGAGGGCACACAGUGCCAUUGUGAAACUAUGAGUGAUGGGAGAGGAUAAAAACCAUGAGCCAAGAGUUGCUGCGUUUAAAAAUAAAUAAAUUUAAAAAAGGAUUAAAAAAAAAAAAGAAACACUUGAGGAUAAAAGAGGUGAAUGAGGGUUAUUUUGUUUUGCUUUGUCUUCCAUUUCUUUUCUCCUUUCUACUCUUAAAAUUGGUAUUCCUGUAUCAGAUGUGGCAAUCAGGCAUCCAUGACAUUUUGUCCUCUUCCUAGAUUUUACUUCACCAUUGUCAUUAUUUUGCUGCCUUUAAUGCUACAGAUGGAGGAUGUGUUGUCCUCUUGACUGGCUGCUGUAGCAUGUAGCCUUGUUUGCUUUACUGUCUCUGUCCCCACACACACGCCGCUGUUUGUAAAAUCUCACCUUCACAGUUCUUGAAGGAGUGUGUUUUCAAUGCCGAGAGCUCAGCCUGAAGAAAAAUAAAAAGUAAAAACCGUGGUUAUGGUGUUUCUGAAAGGUCAAACACACAGCUCCACCAAGAAUUUAAAGGUGACAUUAUUGUUCAGCCUUUCAUCGUCUUUCUCAUUUGUCAACUAUCAUAGAAACAGAAAAUGUGAAACUAUCUCGCAAGAUCUCGAAGCAAAAAUCCAGCAGGAUAUCAAGCACAUGAUGCUUUGUACAAUUUUCUGUGUAUGUGUGUAUAUUAUUGAGAUUUAAACCAUUAUUAUUAUUAUUAUUAUUAUUAUUAUCAUUAUUAUUAUUAUUCCUGCGAGAAGUUUGUUUUACAGCCAAAGCAUGUAACAUGUUGCUUUAAGCCUUUUGAUUGGGCUACACACAAGACUUGACUGUACGAUGUCUAUGUUUCCACAGUGGCCUGUUAUUGAUAUAUUAAAAAAAGAACUAAUAAAGUUAUGAUUUGUAGCCUGAUUCCCUCUGUACAGAUGUCAUGACUAUAUUAAAAUAUAUAAAUACAUACAGUAUAUAUUUAACACAAACUUGAGUUCUAACAAGUCACGUGGAUGCUUGGGGCAUAUAUGUACAAAAUGCUGAGUGUGUAUUGUACUUAUGAUUUUUCAUUUUUUAAUGGUUUACUUUUGUUGAAUUAAGACAACUGUAUAGUGAUGUAUUAAACUUUGCAAGCAGUA
This is a messenger RNA of Seriola aureovittata, 9236 nucleotides long. RefSeq names its product ubiquitin-conjugating enzyme E2O (gene ube2o). The coding region runs from base 1332 to 5642 and encodes 1436 amino acids. Lineage: Eukaryota; Metazoa; Chordata; Actinopteri; Carangiformes; Carangidae. The record is from RefSeq and is a predicted model, not a curated record. The transcript is spliced from 22 exons.